ACGGCUAAUCUCUCUCAAGAUAUGUCACACUCUUAUUUGCAUGACCUUACUUUAUUCUUAAUCUUCAACUGGAGCUCCUAAAACAUUAACUAAUAAAGCUAGGGAAAGUUGCCUAUAAGAUUGAUCUCUCACAUCCUCUCCUCCAAAAUGAUCUCUAGCAAAGCUCUUACUUCAAAAAAUGGUGAAAAACGCGGGGUUCCUCAUCGGUGUCUUCAUUAUGGUUGUCGACACUCUGGCUGGGAUACUUGGGAUUGAGGCUGAAAUCACUCAAAACAAGGUAAAACAUUCAAAGUUACAUUGGGCGUUUAAGUGCAGAGAGCCAAGCCACAAGGCUUUCCAGCUAGGGUUGGCUGCUGCUAUACUACUAGCCAUUGUUCAUUUUGUUGCUAACCUGUUUGGUGGGUGCACUUGCAUUUGGUCAAAGGAAGAUUACCGGAAGGCUACACCUAACAAGCAAUUAGCAGUUGUUUUCCUCCUUUUCUCUUGGAUUGCAUUAGCCGCUGGAUUCUCGAUGUUGAUCGUAGGAACAUUGGCAAAUUCAAGAUCAAGAAAGUUGUGUGGGAUUGCACACAAUCGCAUUUUGUUUAUGGGAGGGAUUCUCUGCUUUCUUCAUGGAUUGUUCACAAUUGCCUACUACGUCUCCGCCAGUGCCGCCAAAAGAGAAAAAAAGCCGAACAGAAGCCCUUCCGAAGUUCCUGCAACCUAAGCUUAAAUUUGUCAUUUGCCACUCUUCUUUGUGCUUCUUUGUGAUCACAUAAUGUUAAAUGGCACGUUUAUUGCCAAUUCCAAAUGACAAUAGAAGAACGAGCGGACAGAUACAUAUACUCUAUUAUGAGAAGUUCGGCUUUAGCUGAGUUAUCAUUGCCUGAGUUGAAAAGAGUACCUAUAAAAGAGUACCGCAUGAAUUGAACUUGAUGCUGCAAUGGCAGAGACUUUUGCCUUGCAACUUCUUAUU
Carya illinoinensis is the source of this 955-nucleotide messenger RNA. RefSeq lists its product as uncharacterized. Lineage: Eukaryota; Viridiplantae; Streptophyta; Magnoliopsida; Fagales; Juglandaceae. Bases 179 to 706 code for a protein of 175 amino acids. The record is from RefSeq and is a predicted model, not a curated record. The transcript has 3 exons.